This is a messenger RNA of Gambusia affinis (western mosquitofish), 2711 nucleotides long. RefSeq names its product pyrroline-5-carboxylate reductase 3 (gene pycr3). The coding region runs from base 359 to 1174 and encodes 271 amino acids. The record is from RefSeq and is a predicted model, not a curated record. The transcript has 7 exons. Gene Ontology annotation, biological process: L-proline biosynthetic process. Gene Ontology annotation, molecular function: pyrroline-5-carboxylate reductase activity. NCBI's taxonomy places the organism in Eukaryota, Metazoa, Chordata, Actinopteri, Cyprinodontiformes, Poeciliidae.
GAAUCCUAAGAUGAAUGAGUCAAAGAGAAAGUUUUAUCAGGAGCCACUUUUGCUGCGUUCGAAAUACAGUUGCAUUGUUCAACAUUUGCAACGUAAAACUCUCAACCAAAGAUGGCUCCACAGGAAAUCUUCUCCGACAUUUAAGAUUUAAUUAUCCGAGUUUUAAGCAGUAAGCGGUAAUACAGGACCCUUCAGUUCGUUCACCCGAAUGAUUCGAAUCAUUCACGAACAACACAACACUGUUGGUUCACGUGGAUGCUCGGGGGGAGUAACCACAUUUUGGCCAUAGAGAGUUCGAAAAGAACUCUUUUACUUGAACUACGCCGGACUGUGAUUAAGAAAACGAAAUCAGAUCAAAAUGAACCCGGACGCACAACAGAGGAUCGGCUUUAUCGGUGCAGGAAACAUGGCUUUUGGCAUUGCAAAGGGGAUGUUGUCAGGAAAUGUUCUACCUGCAAACAUCAAAGUUAGUGCACCAUCCUCUACGAAUUUAGGACGAUUCCAGGAACUUGGCAUUUCUGUGACACACUCCAACACUGAGGUGGUCUGUGGGUCAGAUGUGGUGUUUGUCUCCGUCAAGCCUCAUAUGAUUCCACGUGUUCUUGUUGAAGUCUCUCAGCACAUCACAAAGAAACAGAUAAUCGUGUCAGUUGCCGCAGGAGUGACACUAGCUAUGUUGGAGGAGCUCCUCCCAGAAAACUCGAUUGUCAUCAGGCUGAUGCCCAACCUUCCCUGUCUGGUUCAAGAGGGGGCCCUGUUGUUUGCACUAGGCACCAAUGCAAAAGGGGAGGAUGGUGCUCUACUUCUCAGCCUGUUGCAUUGCUGUGGUUUGGUGGAGGAAGUGCCUGAAGCCUGGAUCGAUGUCCACACAGGGCUGAGCGGGAGCGGCGUCGCUUUUGUAUAUCUUUUUGCAGAAGCGCUGGCAGAAGGAGCUGUUAAAAUGGGCAUGCCAAGUGCUCUGGCUCACAGCAUCGCAUCCCAAACUGUUCUGGGUGCUGGUAAAUUGCUACGUGAUUCUGGGAAACAUCCAGCUCAGCUUCGGGCUGACGUCUGCACCCCGGGUGGAACAACCAUCUAUGGGCUUCACACACUGGAGCAAGGAGGCAUGAGGGCGUCUGUCAUGAAUGCGGUGGAAUCGGCCACUCAGAGAGCAAGAGAGCUUGGGAAAAAAUAGGCAGCAGGAAGGGUCCAUGCGUCAGUAUACCUUCUUAAGAACUACAUCUUGAACUUAAAACCAUGGAAAGUCUUAAAAAUAAGAUGUCUGUUUUUUAUUAUUUAUUUUUUUAUAUUUCAUAACUUGGUAUCAUAAGAAUUAAAAAAAGAUCAUAGUCUCGAUUUUCUUUAAAAACAAGUUUACACUUCUGUUAGGUCUUUCAAAGGACAGGCUUCUUUUGUUUCACUUUGUGUGAAACAAAAAAAAAAACUGUUGGAUCACAAGUUUAGUAUCUGCAUUAACAUUCAGAAUAAUCCUUCCUUUAAAUUAGGACAGGCAUGAUAAUGAGAUGUUCAUAUAAAUAAUAUUGUGAUAGAGAGUAAGUAUAUUUGCUGAUUGUUUAGCACUUGUAAGGUUGUGUUAGAGGAAAGUUGGUGGAUGAAUUAGCAGUACUCGCAUAGCUCAGUCCCCGACUAGUGAAACGGUCAGAUGUAAUUUGAUACAUAUGCAAACCGUUGAAUGGUAUGUUGGCCUACAUGCCAGCCUGCUAUAUGAGAUGAGCACAUGUAAAGUAAAAAUAUGAACCUUUUUAAAUUUACCAGCUCCUUGCAAACAGUUAUUUACAUACAGAAUUCAUGUUGUUCACCAAAUGUUUAAAAUUUGUAAUAUUUAAUUGAAAUUAUGACAGUGAAAAAUAUUGAAAAAAGGAAAGAAAAUUGUAGCUUGAGUCUUGCUGCCCAUUCAUCACUUUCCUGAAAUCUUGAAUUACACCAAACAGGAAUCUGUUUUUAAUUACAUCUCUUUUUUUUCCCAACAAUGCUACAAAAGAAAGCACAAUUCAUGUAUGUGUGCAAAAGCCAUAAGAAAAUCUGUCAAGAAAUCAUCCACUUUGUCCACUAAUGUCUCAGCCAGAUCUAGAGAAACUCAUCCAUGCGUUUAUCUUCAGUCGUAUUGAUUAUUGUAACGGCGUCUUCACAGGUCUGUCCAACAAAUCAAUCAAACAGCUGCAGCUGAUCCAGAAUGCUGCUGCUCGUGUUCUCACUAAAACCAGGAAGAUAGAGCACAUAACACCAGUUUUAAAGUCUCUCCACUGGCUCCCUGUAGCUCAAAGAAUAGACUUUAAAAUACUGUUGUUAGUUUAUAAAUCACUGAAUGGUUUAGCACCACAAUACAUUAAAGAUCUGCUGUUAUUGUAUCAACCUUCCAGACUUCUCAGGUCUUCUGGUUCUGGUUUGCUCUGCAUCCCCAGAACCAGAACCAAACGAGGAGAAGCGGAAUUUAGCAUCUAUGCACCAAAAAUCUGGAACAAACUUCCAGAAAACUGUAAAACAGCUGAAACACUGACUUCCUUUAAAUCUCAACUAAAAACCCACUUGUUUAGAGUUGUAUUCAAAACGUAAUCAAUUGCAAAUUUAUUGAUGGAAUCUGACUAUGUUGUGUUUUUAUUGUUGAUUCUAUGUUGCAUUGUAUUUUUGUGUUUGAUUUGAUGUAAAGCACUUUGAAAUGCCUUGCUGCUGAAAUGUGCUAUACAAAUAAAGUUUGAUUGAUUGAUUGAUUU